AUGCCUUCCCUCUCUGCUGCUCGCUACGGCAAGGACAAUGUCCGCGUCUACAAGGUCCACCGGGACGAGAAGACCGGCGUCCACACCGUCACUGAGAUGACUGUCUGCGCUCUUGUUGAGGGCGACAUUGAGACCUCUUACACUAAGGCCGACAACUCGGUCGUCGUUGCUACCGAUUCUAUCAAGAACACCAUUUACAUCAAGGCUAAGGAGUUCCCGGUCAACCCUCCUGAACUCUUUGCCGCCAAGCUCGGCCAGCACUUCCUGGACAAGUACGCUCACCUCUCUGUGGCCCAUAUCGACAUCAAGGUGCACCGUUGGACCCGCAUGGUCAUCGAUGGCGAGCCGCACCCACACAGCUUCUGGCGCGACGGCGAGGAGACCCGUAACGUCUCGGCCGAUAUUUCCCGCGAGGGCAUCACCAUUCGCAGCGGUAUUAGGGAUCUGACCGUGCUCAAGAGCACCGGCUCGGCUUUCCACGGCUUCGUCCGUGACGAGUUCACCACUCUUCCCGAGGUCUGGGACCGCAUUAUGUCGACCGAUGUUGACAGCACCUGGACCUGGAAGAAGUUCAACAACCUCGCUGAGGUUGAGGAGGGUGUAGAGCGAUUCAACAAGACCUAUGAAACUGCCCGCAACAUUGUUUUUAAGGUCUUUGCCAUUGACGACAGUGCUUCGGUUCAGGCCACCAUGUAUAGGAUGUGCGAGCAGAUCCUUGAGGCGGCUCCGGAGGUUGACAAGGUCGCCUUCUCUCUGCCGAAUAAGCACUACUUCGAGAUUGACCUCAGCUGGCACAAGGGUAUCAAGAACACCGGCAAAGAUGCCGAGGUUUAUAUGCCUUUCCCUGGCCCCAACGGCCUGAUUAAGUGCGAGGUCUCUCGUUCUUAA
Thermochaetoides thermophila DSM 1495 is the source of this 888-nucleotide messenger RNA. RefSeq names its product urate oxidase-like protein. Gene Ontology annotation, biological process: urate catabolic process; purine nucleobase catabolic process. The coding region runs from base 1 to 888 and encodes 295 amino acids. Gene Ontology annotation, cellular component: peroxisome. Gene Ontology annotation, molecular function: urate oxidase activity. The record is from RefSeq and is a predicted model, not a curated record. Lineage: Eukaryota; Fungi; Ascomycota; Sordariomycetes; Sordariales; Chaetomiaceae. The transcript has 3 exons.